Molecule: messenger RNA, 1054 nt
Organism: Hyaena hyaena (striped hyena)
Lineage: Eukaryota; Metazoa; Chordata; Mammalia; Carnivora; Hyaenidae
Gene: TSLIG1
Product: zinc finger and BTB domain containing 8 opposite strand
Exons: 7
Coding region: 351-890 (179 amino acids)
Biological process (GO): tRNA splicing, via endonucleolytic cleavage and ligation
Cellular component (GO): tRNA-splicing ligase complex
Source: RefSeq, a predicted model, not a curated record
CACUUUCAUAGAAUUCACAUGAGAAAUCUAGGGUGCUUUUCUGUCUGGUUAUCAACUCUGGCAAUGGGGCAGAAAGAAAAGGCGUCCUCCACUCAGACAUAGGGGUGUCCAGCUCAAGUAUUUACCUAAUCCGAGGUCCUCCAAUUUACUUGUUUCCUUGGUUCUUAGAACUGAUGAAGCAAAGGCAGAGAAUGAGGUCUAAGCCUAGUAAAGACGUGCUUCCACCGGCGGGUCCUAGAAGUCUUAGGGUAGAAGUAUACCUGUGAGAAUGGAGUUCUGGUCCUUUAAGAGUGCGUGCCAAGGGGCGGAGUCUAGGACGGAAGUUGUAAAUCAGGGCCGAAGUCCGGCUAAUGAAGGGCGGAAGUAGAGUGUUCAGGGUUGCAAUUAUGGCGCAGGAAGAGGAGGAUAUUCGGGAUUACAAUUUGACUGAAGAGCAGAAGGCAGUCAAGGCCAAGUAUCCUCCAGUCGUUCGGAAGUACGAAUAUUUGGAUCAUACAGCAGAUGUCCAGUUACAUGCAUGGGGAGAGACCCUGGAGGAAGCAUUUGAGCAAUGUGCAAUGGCCAUGUUUGGUUACAUGACAGAUACUGGGACUGUGGAGCCCCUCCAAACACUGGAAGUAGAAACCCAAGGAGAUGACCUACAGUCUCUUCUGUUUCACUUUUUGGAUGAGUGGCUUUAUAAGUUCAGUGCCGACGAGUUCUUCAUACCCCGGGAAGUAAAGGUACUUCAUAUCGAUCAAAGAAAUUUCAAAGUACGAUCAAUUGGGUGGGGAGAAGAAUUUUCAUUGUCCAAGCACCCUCAGGGAACUGAAGUCAAGGCAAUAACGUACUCAGCAAUGCAGGUCUAUAAUGAAGAGAAGCCAGAAGUUUUUGUGAUCAUUGACAUUUGAGAUACCAAACAAACAGCAAAACCCCCUCCUAUGAAGAACUGUUGGUUUUUUUUUUUUCUCUUCUUUUUAAGAAGAUACCAUGAUACAAAUUCUUCAGUAUCUGUUGAUAUAUAUGGAGAUUUGCAGAACAGAACUUUUUUUUUUUUGGAUGUUUAUUUAUUUUU